AUGCCUCAUGGAAGUGAGGAGACUGCAACAGGUGAACCUGUAGAAGACGAUGAUCUGGAGUUGCCGUACUUGUACGAUGGUCCAAGUCACGAGGCACAUGAUUUUACCGAUCUUCUUACGGAUGGAGCGGAGGAAUUAUAUCCAGGCUGCUCGAAAUACUCAAAGUUGUCUUUCCUAGUGAAACUUUAUCAUAUUAAGUAUAUGUGCGGUGUGAGUGAUAAGGCUAUGUCGAUGAUUCUGGACUUAUUGCGGGAUGCAUUUGAGCAAGCCAAACUCCCGUCCACAUUGUAUGAAGCCAAAAAAACUAUCCGAAAGUUAGGGAUUGAAUACAAAAAGAUAGAUGCAUACCCGAAUGAUUGCAUGUUAUAUCGGGGUGAUGAUGGGGAUGCGACCAAAUGCAACAAAACUUCAACUGACAUGUUAUGGCAUAAAGAGGCUGAUAAUAAUGAUGGGUACUUGGGGCAUCCAAGGGACGUUGAAGCAUGGAAAGAAUUUGAUGCAAAGUAUCCAUUUUUUUCUAACGAUCUGCGCAGUGCAUCUUUUAUACUAUCUAUGAUUAUUCCCAGUUUUAAAAUGUUGGGUAAUGGCAUAGAUGUUUAUUUGGAGCCCUUGGUAGAUGAGUUGAAGCAACUCUGGGAUGGCGUUGAAACUUAUGAUGCUAAUAAAAGGACAACUUUCAAGAUGCAUGCGGCGCUAAUGUUGACUAUUAGCGGUUUUCCAGGGUUGAAAAAUUUAUCUGGCUGGAACACGUACAGUGGGUUAGCAUGUCCCACGUGUAAUGUGGAUGCUAAGGCUCAGCGACUAACAUUCAGUCAAAAACGGUAUUACAUGGGCCAUCGUUACUUCUUGAAUCAGGGCCAUAAAUAUAGACUAGACCGGAAUAGAUUUGACGGACAAGCUGAAAGCAGAGAUCCACCAAAGAAGUAUUAUGGAAUAGAUGUCUUAAGGAGUGUGUUCUUUGAACUCCCAUACUGGAAGGAUCACAUGUUACGUCAUAACCUUGACGUGAUGCAUAUAGAGAAAAAUAUUUGUGACAAUGUGGUCUUCACUAUCUUAAACGAUAGCGUCAAAUCAAAAGACAAUCUUAAAGCUCACAAAGAUUUACAAACCAUGGGCAUAAGACCUGAAUUGUGGCCGGACGAAGAUGCGCAAGUUGUAUGGGUUGAAAAGUCACGACAGCCACAUUCUAAUGGAACAAUUACUUCCGAUUUUGGUGAAGAAUGCAUUGCCGAGUCCGGUGUCGACUGUGAUUGCAAAUUUAUGAAAAUGAUCUUUCUUCCAUCAUUCUUCACUGUCAUGGUUCACCUUACGGUGCAUCUCGUUGAUGAACUAAAACUUGGUGGCCCGGUACAUUAUCGGUGGAUGUAUCCAAUAGAAAGGUAUCUAGGACGAUUGAAGCAACAUGUGCGUAAUAAGGCACAAGCAGAAGGCUCAAUUGCGGAGAGCUAUUUAUCUGAGAAGAUUUUGAUAUUCUGUUCCAGAUAUUUGGAUAAUAUUGAAACUAGAAUCAACCGACCAGCGUGA
This is a messenger RNA of Arachis ipaensis, 1524 nucleotides long. RefSeq lists its product as uncharacterized. NCBI's taxonomy places the organism in Eukaryota, Viridiplantae, Streptophyta, Magnoliopsida, Fabales, Fabaceae. The record is from RefSeq and is a predicted model, not a curated record.